Messenger RNA from Dentiscutata heterogama, 765 nucleotides. The record is from the annotation of a GenBank genome assembly. Lineage: Eukaryota; Fungi; Glomeromycota; Glomeromycetes; Diversisporales; Gigasporaceae.
CGAAACACGUGGAGAUCAGCCAGUUAUAUGGUUAAAGAUCUUGGCAUAAUUGCGGUUCUAGUUUACGCAGCGACGUUAAUUGACGUAUACCUUCCGCAGACGCUUCGUUUUUUCGCUUGGCUUGUAUAUUGGUUUUUUUGUGGGGCUUUUGCAACAGGUUUAUGGGUGAUUGCUCACGAAUGUGGACACCAAGCCUUUUCACCUCACAAGUCUAUAAACAAUACAGUCGGCUUCAUAUUGCAUAGCGCUUUAUUGGUUCCAUAUCAUUCGUGGAAAAUAACACAUGCUAAGCAUCACCAUUUUACGGCUCAUAUGGAUAAAGAUCAAGUAUUUGUACCUAAAACACGAAAAGCACUAGGUAUUCCUGAGAAAGAUAAAGAUCAUGAUGACGGAACAUCAAUAUUUGAAGAGGCACCUAUUGUCACACUCAUAAUGUUAAUUCUUCAACAAUUAUUUGGAUGGCCUCUCUAUUUGAUCUUUAAUGCAUCAGGGCAAGUGUACAAGAACCAAACAUGGAAUUUUGUUCGUGGAGCUGCUUGUACAGUGGAUCGUCAUUUCGGAUUUCUUGAUUCUAUAUUUCACCGAAUCUCGUCUACACAUGUCGCUCAUCAUUACUUUAGCAACAUGCCACAUUAUCAUGCUGAGGAAGCAACCAUUUAUCUUAAAAAAGUUCUUGGUUCUUACUACAUUUUUGAUAAUACACCUAUCUUUAAAGCUUUAUGGAGAAGCUAUAAUCAAUGUCGAUUUAUAGAAGAUGAAGGAGAA